GAAGAGGAGGGGAUAGAGGCUGUCACAGUGGAAGAAGAGGAGGGGAUAGAGGCUGUCACAGUGGAAGAAGAGGAGGGGAUAGAGGCUGUCACAGUGGAAGAAGAGGAGGUAGAAGCUUUCAGAAUUAAAAAUGAGGAAGAGGAGGCCAUAACAUUUAAAGAAGAAAAGGAGGAUAUUAUAGUGAAAGAACCUUUUGGAGAGGAAGAGGAGGCUAUCUUACAUAAAGAGGAGGAGGAAGACGUAUUGGGAGAUGAAGAGGAGGUGGAAGGAGAGGAAGAUGAGACUGAAGAUCUGAUUAACACCAGAGAGAAACCAGACUCUCACUCUGACAGUGGGAAGAGUCCUUCAGAGAAUCCAGACCCAGAGAUUCCCAAACCAGCGACACGACACAACUGCUCCCAGUGUGGAAAGAGUUUUAAGUGGUUAUCUAAGCUCAAAGAGCAUGCGAGAACACACACAGGAAAAAAGCUCUUCCAAUGUUCCCAUUGUGAAAAGAGAUUUAACCAGUCAUCACUUCUGAAAGAGCAUGAGAGAACACACACAGGAGAAAAGCCUUUCCAAUGCUCACAGUGUGGAAAGGGUUUUACAUGGUUAAGGCACCUGAAAGAGCAUGAGAGGAUACACACAGGAGAGAAGCCUUUCCAUUGCUCCCAGUGUGGAAAGCGUUAUACUCGAUUAGCACACCUAAAAAUACAUGAGAGAAUUCACUCUGGAGUGAAGGCUUACCUCUGUUCCCAGUGUGGAAAGAAUUUUAGGUGGUUAGAGAACCUGAAGCAGCAUGAAAGGACACAUACAGGGGAGAAGCCUUACCAUUGCGCUCAGUGUGGAAAGGAUUUUACCACAUUAGGGAAUGUGAAAGAGCAUGAGAAGAAACACACAGGAGAAAAAUCUUUACAAUGUUCCCAGUGUGGAAAGAGAUUUACACAUUUAGGAAAUCUGAAAAGGCAUGAAGGAAUACACGCAGGAGAAAAACUCUACCACUGCUCUCAUUGUGGAAAGCGUUUUACCCAGUUAGGGUAUUUGAAAAAACAUGAGAAAAUACACUCUGAAGAAAAGCCUUACCCCUGUUCCCACUGUGGAAAGAGUUUUCGGUGGUUAGGGGACCUGAAAGAGCAUGAGAGGACGCACACAGGGGAGAAACCUUACCAUUGCUCCUUGUGCGGUAAGGAUUUUACCAAGUUAGGGAACCUAAAAGAGCAUAAGAAGAAACACACAGGAGAAAAACCUUACCAAUGCUCCAUGUGUGAAAAGACUUUUACCCAGUUAGGGGGCCUGAAAUAUCACGAGGGGACACACACAGGAAAAAAGACCUACCACUGCUCUCAGUGUCAAAAGACAUUUACUCGAUUAGGGAACCUGAAAAAGCAUGAGAGAAUACACACACUCAGGUGAUAAGACCGUCCACUGCUCCCAGAACCUGAAAGAGCAUAAGAAGAAACACACAGGAGAAAAGCCUUACCAAUGCUCCUUAACCUCUUAUGACUUUAAACUUUCAUGAGUGUGGCCGUGUCAUCUGACCAUGCCACCGAUUCUCAUCCAAGUGCCAAAGAACUGUACCCAGUACCACAACAUUUUAUUUUAGCCAAAAACCUGGCAUUGCCAGGAAGCUGACACUUGAGGCCACUUCUUGGAAACCUUCAAUGCUGCAGACAUUUUUUGGUACCCUUCGUCAGAUCUGUGCCUUCGACACAAUCCUGUCUCGGAGCUCUUCGGACAAUUCCACCUCAUGGCUUGGUUUUUGCUCUUACGUGCACUGUAAACCUUUUUAUAGGUUGUCCUUCUGGAAGGUUCUAUAUAAACAGGUGUGUCUCUUUCCAUAUCGUGUCCAUUCAGUUGAAUUUACCACAGGUGGAGUCCAAUCAAGUUGUAGAAACAUCUCAACGAUGAUCAAUGGAAACAGGAUACACCGGCGCUCAGUUUGGAGUC
Messenger RNA from Oncorhynchus tshawytscha (Chinook salmon), 1926 nucleotides. RefSeq names its product zinc finger protein OZF. Gene Ontology annotation, cellular component: nucleus. The transcript has 2 exons. The record is from RefSeq and is a predicted model, not a curated record. The annotation marks the transcript as partial. NCBI's taxonomy places the organism in Eukaryota, Metazoa, Chordata, Actinopteri, Salmoniformes, Salmonidae.